AGCCUUGUUGGCUGAAACUAGCAGAGUCGCCGGAGCAGAUUAACCGGUCGGGAUCCGUGCCUUCACCGGCCUCCGCGGACGCGGGCGAGCGACUGGGCAGCUGAUCGACUGUGAGGGGCUUCGCCGCACUCCCGAGGAACCGGGAUUUGCUCACUCGAGUCAGGUGAACAUUAUAAUGCACUGAGGCUCCAGAAGAUAAAUCAAAACAAGAUCAAGUGUUGAGCUGACCUGCUCCGACCAUGUCAGAGGGCUGGGAGGACUGCCCAGUGCUGCCGGUGGGCUGGAAACGGCGUGAGGUGUUCCGAAGAUCUGGAGCCACCAUCGGAAAGUCAGACACCUACUACAUGAGUCCCACAGCAGAGCGAUUCCGCAGUAAGGUGGAGCUGGUGAAAUACUUCGGGGACUCGCUGGACUUGACGUACUUCGAUUUCAAGAAGGGGAUCAUCUUGCCACCGCACACAAAGAUCCGAAAAUCCGUGAAAAGGUCCAGCACCUCGUCCUGUGACAGGGAGGAAGAUGACUGGCAGCCGACUCCCAAGAAGAAGGUCAAGGUGACAGCCUCCCCAAGUCCCAUUGAGGUCAGUGUGGCAAAGGCGAGUGCCACUGAGGGACUGGCAUCUGACCCCUUGGACACUCUGAUCGCCUGCUGUGAAGAUUGCCAGCAAUGGGUUCCAGGGGUGAUGUUCGGGGCACAGAAGAGGCGAUUCAAGUUCUACUGCGCAGAAUGCAGAGCGAGGCGCCGGGAGCUCGGGAGGAAGCUGAACUACUACAAGCGGUUCGGCUGCGGAGAGUGCGAAGGAUGCGUGUUGGUCGGGGACUGCGGCGUUUGCCGGGGUUGCCUGGUCAGAAACUCAGAGCCCACAAAGAACUGGAAGUGCGUCAAGAGGCGGUGCCAAAAGCUGAAGGAGAUAAAGGCAGAGAGCAGCUGCAGGAACACGACGGGGAAACCAAAGAGGAAGAUAAAAACGCAGCCGAUAAUUAAGGCAGAGGUUGUUGCAGAGGAGAAGCCCGUGAAGAAGGUGAAGUCACCAUUUCAAGAGCUAAAGAAAGCAAUGAAGAAAGUCAAGUCCGAGAGUCAAGUUGUGGAGAAGAAGCCUCCGAGGAAGAUAAAAACGCAGCCGAUAAUCAAGGCAGAGGUUGUUGCAGAGGAGAAGCCCGUGCAGAAGCCCUGCCCUCCAGUCGAGGAAGAGGAAGUACAGGAGCCUCCAAUCCAGUUGCUGUUCACACCUCCCUCUCCUCUCUUUCCACAGAAACCGUUCCUCAUAGCACCUGAAAGCCACGACCGACCCUCGGUGAUCAAAGAGACCAGCAGCGAGCAGACACGGAGGCAGCCGGUCGAAGUUCCACCCACGAUGGUGAAGCGGGACACGCCGGAGACUGAUCCCGAAUCCAUCCCAACUCCGAGGUCGAUCAGUGAAACAGAAGCAGCGCCGCAUCGGUCGGUUUCCCCCAUCAUCAAACAGCGGGACAGCAGAGAGAGGCACUCCAGCAGAAAGGCCCUGCUGCUCUCUUCCCAGGAAGCCGAGGCGAAGGACCUGUCCACUCGGAUUGUCCCUCCCCUAAUCCAAGAAGGGGCCGCCGAGCCAGCCAGCGCCAAUCGGCCACCCGCCUCACCCAAGAGAGCUGCGGAGCCGGAGAUCCGGGCUUCCGGAGUUCCGUCUAAUUCCCGGAUCAUCGGAGGGGCAACUCCGGAGCAAAACCCUGGGUACGGGCGUUCCACUCCUGCUGCGGGUGAAGCAGGUCAGUCAGUCCCGUCGCAAAGCCUGGAAGAGCUUAACGAUGAUCCCGAUGACGACAGCAGUUUGCCAGUGAUCACACAGAUCUUCAGCCUGGGAUCCCCCUACAUGAUGAUGACCCUGGAGCCGCUGCUGCGGAACUUCAUGCAGGAGCUGAUGGUGAUGCCGCUCCCGGCCUCCUGGGUGGUCUGCUCGUCGCUGGGCCCGGACGUGCAGCUCAUCCAGCUCUCCCGCAAGUCCCCGGUGUCCGACGCCGUCGUCCAGAUCCGGCCCGGCUUCUUCUUCCACGUGCUGGUGCGCGGGCUGCCCGUGCCCCUGGGCCACCGGCUGUACCGCAGCCACCCGGCCCAGCUGACCACCGUGGACGACGUGGUGGACCUGAUCAGCGACCUGGAGACCUACCGGGUGUGCGCCGGCUACCCGCAGCUGCGCAACGCCAAGCCCCCGCCCGCCGCCGUGGCGGCCCUGCUCCCUCGCGAGCGCUCCUCCUACUGCGAGGUGCUGGUGGACAAGGACCGGUGUUUCCAGUGCGCCAUCACCCUGUGAGCCUCCGACCUCUGACCUCGCCGCUCUCCCCCCCCCCCCCCCCCUCU
Messenger RNA from Carcharodon carcharias (great white shark), 2329 nucleotides. RefSeq lists its product as uncharacterized. The record is from RefSeq and is a predicted model, not a curated record. The coding region runs from base 240 to 2282 and encodes 680 amino acids. Gene Ontology annotation, molecular function: zinc ion binding; DNA binding. NCBI's taxonomy places the organism in Eukaryota, Metazoa, Chordata, Chondrichthyes, Lamniformes, Lamnidae. The transcript is spliced from 22 exons.